Messenger RNA from Ceratitis capitata (Mediterranean fruit fly), 1856 nucleotides. Its product is annotated as protein ABHD16A. The record is from RefSeq and is a predicted model, not a curated record. Gene Ontology annotation, cellular component: endomembrane system. The coding region runs from base 1 to 1569 and encodes 522 amino acids. Gene Ontology annotation, biological process: monoacylglycerol catabolic process; phosphatidylserine catabolic process. Gene Ontology annotation, molecular function: monoacylglycerol lipase activity; glycerophospholipase activity. The transcript has 10 exons. NCBI's taxonomy places the organism in Eukaryota, Metazoa, Arthropoda, Insecta, Diptera, Tephritidae.
AUGGGUUUUCUGAGUUACGUGUUUGGUCCGAAAUUAUACCAGGAAUAUGGCUUGGAGAAGAAGUUUUAUGAACCUAGUGGCUUGGAACGAGUUAGUGAUCAAAUAAUAACCACACUUUCAUUAAUGUGGAAUAUUAGUUAUUAUACAUCUCCGCUUAUAGUAACUUUCUUGUACAAAAGGGGCUAUUUAGUGACAGAUUCAAUAUCUUCAUUCGUAAAGUUUUCUACUAGUAUUGGUAUUAUUGUUGUAAUUACACUAUGUAUCCGUGGUUUUGGACGUUCCCAAUCCAAACAAUAUGUAAAAAUGAUCAAAGCGAUUGAAAUGACCAAAAUAUCUAACAACGACGAAGAAGCAAAGCGUGCUCUACGUAAGUUCGAUUUUGAUUUCCAAUCGUGGCAGGUAGACUUCGACGCAAGUAGCGUGCAAGGGGACGAAAAGAAAAGACAAUUAUCUACCAGUAGCCGUGAAACACGUCAGUUCAGGCUCGCUACUUUACCAUGCAAGCUCGCCGCUUAUGUUGCGAUACACACUUUUGGUAUACGAAUGAUAUACCCUGGAUAUAUAAAGCUAUUGCAAAAUUACUUAAAUACCUUCUUGAUAGAAGGUAGGGCUAAACUGGUAGAAGAACACAAGGCUUUACGUUAUAAAGUUAAAACUGUAGACCGUAAUGAAAUCGAUACUAUUUUUGUUGACAAUCGACAAAAUGGUAGUGCAAAUGGAAAUAUAUUGGUAAUUUGUUCUGAAGGUAAUGCCGCUUACUAUGAAAUCGGCAUAAUGUCCACACCGCUCUCAUUGAAAUAUUCUGUGAUGGGCUGGAACCAUCCUGGAUUCGCUGGCAGCACUGGCGCACCAUAUCCCCAACAGGAUAAAAAUGCAAUUGAUGCUGUAGUCCAAUUUGCUAUUCAUCGUCUUGGAUUCGCUGUUGAAGAUAUAAUUUUAUAUGGUUGGAGCAUUGGAGGAGUUAGUGCUUUGUGGGCGUCAAAUCUAUAUCCGGACGUGAAAGGAGUGAUUUUGGAUGCUACUUUCGACGAUAUUUUAUAUCUGGCUCUAUCGCGAAUGCCUGAAAGUCUUUCUGGUAUAGUUAGACUAGCUAUACGGGAUUAUUGCAAUUUGAAUAAUGUGGAUUCCAUACAAAACUACAAUGGGCCAAUCAUGCUUAUACGCCGUACAGAAGAUGAAAUUAUUUCAGAGGAUAAUCGCAUUAACACCAAUCGUGGCAACUAUCUAGCAUUAACUUUGCUCAAGUUUCGGUAUCCAUUAAUAUUUAAAACAACUCAGCUACAACGUAUUAAGAAAAUCUUGUCGCGACCAGUGGAUCCAAAGAAUUUUUCAACGACCAACGAUGACCUUUGCAUGUCUCGACUUAUUACUUAUGCAUCUGAUCAGGGAAAAUCGUUCCCGAUGCUAAUUGGCGAAGACUACACUGAAGAAACGCGUGAUCAAAUGGCUGAAUUUUUAUUAAGAAAACAUUUCCGAGAUUACAAGUCAACACAUUGCACCCCAUUACCUAAAGAUUACUUUGACAUUCCUUGGGACAUUCCCAUUGAAAAUGGCUUUGUAUUUACCUAAUUAAUUUCAAUAACGGGCGGUAGCUGUGACUGAUGCAAGCAAAUUCAUUGAUUGUUCACGGAGACAGCCAAAAAUGAAAAAAUAUGAAAAUAUUUUGAUGAGUAAUUAUUAAUAGACAUUAGAUAUGUAUUGGUUUGCAUAUGACAAGUGACCAUGCAUUUAGUUUCCAUUUUUUUAUUAUUUUCGUAAAUAUUUAAACGAAUUUAACUGUGGGUCUCUGUAUGGAAAAUAAAAAGGAAAAUGACAUUAAAUAAUGUUAACGAAUAAAAAAAUAUACAAUGUACAAG